AUGAAUUCCCGAUAUUUGAUCGUUAAAUUACUCAUUUUUAUCACAAUCGAAGAAUGUUCAAGCGCCCUGGACGGAUUCAAUGGCACCUGUGAUGAUUCGUUCAGCUGCGGAACCAUCUCCGGCAUCGGAUACCCUUUCCGGCGGCAUCAGGAUCCUACACACUGUGGUUACCCCGGUUUUGAGCUCAACUGUGAUGAACGGAAUCUGCCCACCAUCGACAUCAUGAACCUUAAGUACCAGAUUCUGGGCAUCGAUCUAACGGCCCAGAUUCUGAGGGUGGUUCGAGAAGAUAUGGUGAACUCGAUCUGUCCGCAAGAACUAGUCAACACCACGAUUAAUCACGAGCUUUUCGACUAUACCUCGAGUUAUAUGAACAUCAGUUUUCUCUUCGGAUGUCCAUUUUCUUCCAACAUCGUGGGGUUUGGCUCGAUUUUAUGCAGUACGGAUGAGAUUUCUAGUCCGGUCCUUGUGUUGCCGGGAAUACAAGGCCCAGGCGACUGUAAAACUAGUGUUGUAACCCCGGUACCAGUUGGGUUUUUGGACCCAACUCGGCUGGGUCAAGUUUUACGUGAAGGGUUUGAGGUCAGGUGGAAGGUCGGGAGGACUUGCAGCGGUUGCAUGCGGUCUGGUGGCCGGUGCCUGUACAAUAACGAUACAGGGCUAACCAUGUGUGGGUGUCCUGGACCAACUUUUCUGGCCGAUAACUGUUCGACGACAAAUAAAACUGAAGUUGGUUCGUCACCAUCAUCAGGUAUGCAACUCUUUUCUACGUCGUUUUUGCUUGUUGGCGUUGGUAGUUGGCGGGGUUAA
Messenger RNA from Cynara cardunculus var. scolymus (artichoke), 810 nucleotides. Its product is annotated as LEAF RUST 10 DISEASE-RESISTANCE LOCUS RECEPTOR-LIKE PROTEIN KINASE-like 2.4. Gene Ontology annotation, molecular function: polysaccharide binding. The record is from RefSeq and is a predicted model, not a curated record. The coding region runs from base 1 to 810 and encodes 269 amino acids. Lineage: Eukaryota; Viridiplantae; Streptophyta; Magnoliopsida; Asterales; Asteraceae. The transcript has a single exon.